ACGUGUCGGACGUUAGACGAAUGACGAUUUGUCACUGACGCGUUAGUUUUACAAAAUGGAGGCGGAACCGAGUUCUUCGACAGAACCGGAUAGUGAGAUUAAUUUUGAAUUUCGAAAUAAUGCAAGCAACAUCGAAUCGGCCCGAUUUCUGCAGCGCAUAUUGAAGAAAUCUGAAGAAGAGAAUUUAAUAACAUUUAAACCCUUCAGAGAUCCUUUAGACCGCUCACAUUUCUACACCGGCAUAGAUAAGAGGAAUAUCCCUGUCAUAAAAAUCACAGAUACGAAAAUCACAGAAGUGAAAGAUAUAGAAAGAUCUGUGAUACAUGAUCGAUUGGUUGCUUUCUAUUUGAACUCAUUCCACCUUGAUUUUUCAAGUUCAAUGAAUACACCUACGACGAAGAACCUAUUCGGAGCUAUGUUUGGCAAAAUUCCGAAAUACAUUGACAUUCGCACUUUUCGCAAACACUUGGCCAAGUUAGGAUAUGUUUGGAUGAGGAUAACCAAAGGAUAUAUUGUCAUGGAAAGACCCAGCGUCACAUUUGAAAGAUACCAUUACUUAAAGGAUAUAAUUCGAUACCGUGAAGAGAACAGAGAAAUUUUCUUUGUCGACGAAAUAGUUUUGACCAGCAGAUGUACUCCCUAUCAAUUUAAAAAAUACAACUAUCUGCAGAAGACAGCUGUUAAAGCUAAUGUAGAUUUAUCAGAAAGCGUAUUAUUAAAACAUAUAUACGCUGUCUCGAAAACUGGAGUCUAUGCCAUGAAGGCCCUUCAUGAUUUCAACUCGUCUAACUUUGCCGGGUGGAUAAUUAAUGAUUUACUACCCAUCUUGCCCAAGAACAGUGUUGUUGUCAUGCAAAAAUAUGAGCACCACGAUGAUGUUGUUAAGAAACCUACAUUAUACAGUUUAAAAGAAGACAUGGUAGAGUGGCUUGAACGGAAUAACGUACCUUUUAUUGAAGAUAUGUCUAAAAGUGAUCUGAUGUCUCUAAUAGAGUCCUACACUACUGAGAUUGACGAAUUCAGUGUCAUUGAACAGUCGCUAAAGUUAAAAGGUCACGAGUUGCUUCGCCUGCCUGUCUGUAUUGAAGACAUGACUCCAGCUAAACACAUCUUUGAAUUAAUUAAGCGGAAUGCCCACAAAGUACGGGUGAAUAUUAAUUUAAUAACCGAAAGCGUCCCUCAAGCUACGUUGGAAGAGUAUGACAAAAGUAUAGCAGAUGAAGAGAAAGAUACAAUGCUUAUAGAUAUGAAGAUGGACGAGGUUUUAGAUACUGUCAUCAAAGAUUAUCAGAGCAUGAAAUUUAAACAUGAAGAUUCAGAAGUGCCGCUUAGUGAUAGUGAUUGAAAAAAAAAACUUUUAACACUUAUGACCUUUUUUGAUAUUAAAGUAAUGAUAACACGCUGUUGAUAAUGACUGAUAUCUUUUUUAUCGUGCUACUACGUAGACAAUUGCUACCAUAUAAACAAUAAAGUGAUAUUAAUUAAAAAUAAUUCGUUGUUAUAACAUUUCAUGUUCAAGUUCCUGUGCUAAUAUUGUGUACUUAACAGAAAUACAUUAAC
Molecule: messenger RNA, 1560 nt
Organism: Leguminivora glycinivorella
Lineage: Eukaryota; Metazoa; Arthropoda; Insecta; Lepidoptera; Tortricidae
Exons: 2
Coding region: 56-1345 (429 amino acids)
Source: RefSeq, a predicted model, not a curated record